AUGUCGUGGCGCCCGGUCAAGAAUAUUGUACAUGCUGUGUGCGUACAGCGAUUUGAAGCGACACACGCCAACAAUGUUGCUCUCGAGAUUGGCGACGACGUUUACGUUACCGAGAUAGGCGGCACUGCUCACGAGUGGUGUCGAGGUUGGCUCCUGUCGCAACCCUCGAUUCUGACUGGUCUGGACUGUCAGAAUGGCCAAGCGCUGAUGCCUCGAGCCUAUGCUGGAAUCUUCCCACGCAAUUGCAUUGAAAUCAGGGAGGUGCUGGCCGACGACGACAGUCAGGCUGUUCAAGAAGAGAAGGAAACAUCGGACAUUGCUCAAGCGAAUGGUGGUGCUCAGAAUGGCGACGACACCAUUGAGAUGCCGACCAAUGCGCCGCGUCGAGGAAAGUCAAAAAGACGGACACGCCUGUUCCCACGCAAGCCCAACGAUACGCAUUUACUGCCUAUUAACGUUCAGCCGAGACCGAUAGGUGCUCUGAAGGACGAAGCCCCUCUUCCUGCUCUUCGCAUUGGUGAUGCGACCCCCUUCUCGAACGAAGAGCCCCUGGUUGAUGAAAUCUCCUCGUGUCUGCGUGAAUGGCACUCCACACAUGUGCACCAGUUGGUACUAAACCAUGAGUACGAUCUCCUGGAGAAAUUGUCGGAUCUAGCAGGCAGAUUGGACAAUGCGCGCAAACAACUGAUUCAUGAUCUUCUCACUGAGAAAGAGCUUGCCUCGUUGAGAGAAAGAACUGUCUGGGACCUGGUUGAAGGAAACAAAUUGCUUCAUGGAGAGGUUAUCGUUCGCAGUCCCCAGGAAAAGGGCCGCAUUCUCACGGCGCAAGACAGCAUUCCAGAAAUGCUGGAACUGCAAGCCUUGAUGAGUAUGCGUGACAGACCUCCUCCACCACCCGCUCAAGAGUCGUUGGUAUCGCAUUUGCUAGUGGAUCUCAAACAAACUGGUGACACAAAUGGCGAGUCUGGGAUUCUGCACAUGUACUUGUGCCGUCAAGCGUCGGAUUCCGUGCCACGCGCUGUGUCUGAAGUCUUCGCUGUGGAAGUGCCGUUCGACCGUCACUCUAUCGAAAAUCUUACGCCAAAUCAACUACCAAAAACUCUGUUCACAGACUUGACAAAAGCGGAGAUUGGCAGUGCAACUGACCCGAGCUCUCAUCUGUACCUUGUUUGCUUGCUUCAUCGAGAAGAAGCUCCACGAAAGCGAACGAUCGCACCUUCUCAAGCAACGCCUCAAACAGACAGACCAGAAUCCCACAGUCGAUCGGAAAGUACAGGUGCACGGCGCAGCUUCCUGUGGGGUAGUCAACGAGGUCGCAAGAAUCUCGAGCGAAGCACUUCGCAAGAUCAAGCCCGUCCACCAACUCGAGAAUCUUCCAGAUCGAAAUUGAGAGGCAGACCGCAGACACCAGUAGUGGUAGAUACUCAAGGCCGCCCUGCAACAGCAGAAAAGAAACUAAGACGAGUGAUUGGAUAUGGCGCGAUCGAGAUCGGCGAGCUCAUCCGCCAGCAUGGGAACGCUACUCACAAUAUAUCACUGUGGACUCCAGCCGAGGCGUUCGAAGAAGUCAUCGAAGAACCUAUCGCGGGUGUCAAUGGAUGGGAAGAAGUCAUCAAGAACCUUGUCCGGAGUCCAAUGGGUAGCUUCACUCAAGCACCAUCGGUUGGGAAGUUCCAACUAGAUUUGCAUGCAUUCGCUCAUCCGAACGCAGACGCUCUCAUCAAAGAUCAUCCUGCAAUGCUGAGAGAUGUGUACUGCACCCAAGCACUAAACCUGUCUUCCGGAUCGGCUCAGCAGCGCAGUGAUGUUUACCUGACUCUCAGAGAGCCAGUGUUACCGUCUGGUGCCCGCUGUUUCCAUCCUCAAGAAGGCAGUGUACUUAUACCCAAUGAAGCCGAUUUGAGAAACCUGCAGUUGACACUUGAAGUACGGACUGAAUCUGGCAAGCGCAUUGACAACUCUAUCUGGCCAGCAUCGAACCGUCCACCACACACUGCAUAUAGGACAUCGGCCAUUGAUCGCAGCGAAAUUUGGAACCAGACUAUCCGUUUGUCUGUGCCUAACGAAGAUCUCUCUCACGCCCAUGUAGUUCUCAGUAUUGCCGAAGGCAAUCAAUUUCCCUUCGCGCUCGCUUGGAUACCUUUGUGGGAUCAUCAAGGUGCAGUUUGUACACAUGGUCAUCAAACUUUGGCUCUCUGGGACUACAGUGAAUACACUGCUAGUACUGUUCACGGCAGAGGCGCCUACCAAAUGCUACCAUCUCGUAUGGAUCAAUUACAAGUACAGGAGAACACACCAAUGGCUGCAUUGUCAGUAGACGUCACAUUGAGCAGCAGCACCACACCUCAAGAUCCAACGAUCAGCUCACUCUUGCAAUGGGACGGUACCACCGUUCAGGGUCUCAUGCCAUUACUGGGAGGAUUCAAACAAGCUCCAGAUGCAGAGAUUGUCAAGUUCUUCAAGCCGGUCUUGACUGCGCUUGACAAGAUCUUUAGUGUCUUCUACCGAGUCGCCGAUGACACUGGUACCGGUGUAAACCUGGGCGAGAAUUUCACUGAACGUGCGUUGUCAUGCCUAAUCCACAUGCUCCAUCUUACUCGUGAUCGUCGAUUCAGUAAUACAAAGACCCUCUUCGACGAAUACAUCCACGAGCGCCAGCACUCGCACGAUGCCGCCAAAGGCGUGUGCAGGGCUUUGCGUGCUUUCAUCAGCAGGCCUUAUGAGGUUGAAGAUGCAAGAGAACUUCGCAGCACCCUCAAAGUUUCUGGCCAGGUCAUGAAGUUUGUCACAAACUGCAGCCAAUCCGGGUCGCCACGUAGCACCUCAUCUUUGAGUAACGCAGUUUCCUCUGUGGUAGUGGCAUUGGUAAAUCUGAUGCGUAACCCAAGGGAGGACCUAUACGGAACUCAGACGAUCUUGAUGCAGCAGUUCUCUUCCUGGCUGCCUGAGCUUGCUCAUGCAAUGAGUGCCGAUGACAUUUUGGACGUGGUUGAUAAUAUGAUGAAUGCAUCUGUCAGCAAAAGGGGUGGUCUGCGGAUUCACAGGCUGAUCAUGGUCAAAGAAUUAUCCGGCCAAGAGACUUUCUCUGCUCCCGAUGUACUGCCCAAGCUCCACGCUGUUACACUCACAUGGCUUGAAGACUAUUGGCCAGACGCUUCGAAUUUGACCGAGCAGAAGAUAGAGGGCGUCAGGAUGUGUUGCUCGAUAUUGCGAACUCAACAAGCAAAAAUUCCCAUCUCGACACAAGCUCUGCAAUACAUCUGGAGACUCGUGGAAGCAUAUCACACUCUUAACGAAUUUGUAAAAAGCGGAGGUGACGGGAGAGUGUCUUCACUAUCUAUUAACAGGUCGAGAAAGUCACUCUCGUAUCUGUUUCCAGAUCACUAUCCAUUCCUGAGCCUGGCAGUCGAUGCAGAGAACGUGCCUUCUGAAGUACUUAUGGAGAUUGCCGCAGUGCUGGAUUCAUUCUUCCAAAGUGGUUCCCCUCAAGGCCAGCUGUUCAUGAGCGGAACCCCGUCCGACUCGAAGAUAAUGCAGCAAGGUUUUCUUGUGAAGGCCUUCAAGGUGUUCAAGUCUAUCCAGAGUGGAGAAGCAUUUCCCACACAAUGGCUCAGUCUACAUGUAACACAUGCGAAGGUCGCAGUAUCUGCUCUUCAGUGGCUACUCGAGAUUCUUGCUGCCAAUUUUGUACCUUCCGAGGACGACAGCGGUGUCAAUGAUGUCAUGGAGUUCAACCCUGAUCUAUGGGAACUCUGGUUCCAGAUACUGAUUGAGCUAGCUCUGGGCAAGAUGGUGUCUAUGGAAUCUUUCACUGAGCAGACGAGACGCGCUAUUUGGACUAUUGGCGGCGAUAUUCGAGCGGACGCUGCCACACUUCUCCAGAAGGGAUGGGCUUGUCUCGGUUGGCAAGCUCCGCCAGAGUAUCUUCAAGUGCUUUAUCCAAUGGAUCGGGUUGGCGGAUACCAAGUCGGCUUAUCUACUGAGGUCAUUCCGUCUGUAGUCAGGCUUUGCAUGGGUCUUCACGACCAACUGCAGUCUGUUGGCCUUGACAUUCUUCGCUCAAUCAUUGUCAGUGAAUGGCAAUUGAAUGAGAACUUGGGUGUUGUUCAAGCGGCUAUCAUCAACGCCUUCGACACUAUGCACCGUGAAGAUUCCGCGAUACAGAGUCCGUUUGCAUCCGCUUUCUUGGAACGACUUGGAAAGCAUUUUGUCGUUAUCAAAGAUACUGAGCUAGAUGUGCUUUAUGAAGCUGUCAUGAACGUGAUCGCUGAGGUCGAUCGCUUGUUCAAUGUAUUAGCUGACUUAGGCGAAGUAACGGAUCCUGCUUCUCGCAUGGUGCAGUUGAUCCGCCUCAUGGAAUUCUUGCGACUAAGUGGUCAGGAGGAAGCAUACGUGUGCCGCAUUCAUGAGCUUGCAGAGCUUCAUGUGCAAGCCAAGAACUAUUCUAGCGCAGCAUGUACUCUCAAUCUUCACGUCGAAGUCUUGAACGAGAGCCAGCCGUCUAGAGUGCUCUCCCCAACAACGGUGCCAGGACUGGAAACUCCUGCAGAGCUGGUUCAGUCACGUAGAGAUCGCCUGUAUCGGACAAUGGCUACAUACUUUGAAAAGGGCUACUGCUGGGAGAAUGUGCUGAAGACUCUCAAACACCUUUCUGAGGGCCGCGAAGCUACCUGGGAUGCUGCUGGUAUUGCACAAGUUCGAUUCGACGAGGCUCGCAUCUUCAAUACUCUGGCUGCCGGACCAGUACCGCUACCUCGGUACUUCUACGUUGCUUUCAGCAGCCAUGAACUCUUCCCAGAGUCCGUCCGUGGCAGACACUUUAUCUUCGAGGGCCCUGCAAAUUGCGAUCGUAAGAGCUUCGCAACAUUGCUCCAGGUUCAGUAUCCGUACGUUGUGAAUUUGGGACCUGAUUAUGCACAUCCUACAGCAGCAUCGCAGGAUCCCACUGUCAAGAUCAGUCCAGUCACAGUAUACAAAAAUCAAUUGCAUCCCAUCAACCAGCAAGGCGGAGUCGCACCAGGGUUUAGAGAACACUGUCUCACCGCUCAGCCGAUAGCGUUUGCGAUGACAAGUCGCCACGACAACCCGUCAAUCAGCGUUGUGGAUCAGAUCGUCGAGAAGACCGUAUUCUACACUGAGACUGCUUUCCCAACACUGCUCUCUUACAACUCUAUAGUCAGGGAGGAAAGAGUGGUCUUGACGCCUGUCCAAGCUGCCAUCGACCGCACGCAACGUAAAACGCUGAAUAUAGCAGUCGCGACACACUCAACGGCUAGUAAAGGAGAGUCACAUGUUGACACACUGGUCGAGACUAUACAGGCGAGUGUGGACAUGAGUACUGGUGGCAGUGUGGCUGAGUACCACAAGCUGCUCGAAACACUCCAAUCACGUCCAGCCACGAGUAGCACGGCCACCAAUACAAUGGCGGAAGUGCAGAGCAUCUACCAUGAUGCGUACGGCGAGGUGAAGACCAAAGAGAUGCAACUACGUGAUACCCUAAUCAUAUCACUUGAGGACCACGCGCGCAGCAUCGAACUCGCCAUCUCUUCACCCUUCAUUCCUACCCACAUCAAAGAGAUUCUCCGGUCGAACUUCGAGGAUAGCUUUUUGAUGGAGUUGCAUGCCAUCUAUCCAUCAAGAGAUUGGCGACUGAGAUCUGCGGCAUGGCAGAAUACCGAAAUACCGCAGAUGCCUGCAGCGAUGAGGGAGAGAGCAUCAAGUGAAGUGUUGACCAUUGAUACUCAGCAGACCGAGCAGACAGCUCAUAAGCCUAGAGGACGCCGUGCUUCCAUCAAGAAGCGGUUGAGUUUCUUGAGUCUAGGAAGCAAAGACAAAAGUGGUGAUGGUGGGACUAGAAGUCACAGUCGGGCGAGCAGCAGGACGAGAUUUUAA
This is a messenger RNA of Aureobasidium subglaciale EXF-2481, 5892 nucleotides long. RefSeq lists its product as uncharacterized. The record is from RefSeq and is a predicted model, not a curated record. Bases 1 to 5892 code for a protein of 1963 amino acids. Gene Ontology annotation, biological process: small GTPase-mediated signal transduction. NCBI's taxonomy places the organism in Eukaryota, Fungi, Ascomycota, Dothideomycetes, Dothideales, Saccotheciaceae. The transcript has a single exon. Gene Ontology annotation, cellular component: cytoplasm; plasma membrane. Gene Ontology annotation, molecular function: small GTPase binding; guanyl-nucleotide exchange factor activity.